UGCAACUCAGCCAGGCAUGGCCCAGCCUGGUUACCAGGUCCAGAAAUGUGUGAGUGAGGGUGACAAUUCAGGACUGUGAGGUGCCCACUGUACAUGCCCUUCUCAAGCUGCGUUGACCUGUGACCCUGCCAACGAGCACACCGAAGUAAACGCAACCGAAAUGUUGAGAGGGGCCGACCUCACGGACAAACUACCAUCGCCUCCUGCGGGCUACGUCACCACUAACGAUGUCACCAAUACCUGCUGUGUAGCAUCAGAAAUGCCUUUAAUUCAAACCGAUUAUAAGUGGCAUACUAUAACGCCUGUCCGGUCUCUUUUUCCCGACGAAAUCUGCCGAGAAGUGCCAGUGUGCACGGCUCGGGCGACGCGUUUUUUGAGUCAGCCGGUUACCAGUGUCGUCGGCAACGGCGCCGACGAUGUGGACCGGAGUCCGGCCAAACGGUACCAGUGUCCGUGGGAGUGGGACGACAGUGUGGAUGUCGCUCUCAGUCUGGAGGCACUCUGCCUGGAGCGACCCAGGAAGCGGCUCCGCACGAUCCCGCGUGUGACGGAAGAAAACGCUGAUGAGGAAGGGAGCAUCGACCAGAAUGGGGAUGCCGAUCAGGAAGAGGGCACUGACGCGAAAGGCACGGAUCAGGGAGAGAAUGCUGUUCAGGAUGAAAGCACUGCUCAGUCUCAGGAACGGAACACCGGUCUGGAAUGGGACUCAGGUGAGGAACGUAGCACCGGUCAGAAAUGUAGUGCCGAUAAUGAAGGCAACCCAAUUCAAACAGAGAGUGUCGACGAGAAAAGAUGGCCGUUGCAAAUGGACGCAAAGUGUUUUGAGGCUGGGCCAGAAAAGGCUGAGGCUUGCGCGGCAGCGUGUGUUAUCGCUCCUGGCGACUUACAUCCGGGUGAUAAGCAGCUCAUUGAUGAUACAGAGGUGUCGUCUUCUUCCAGUCAGAAAUAUCGCCAAUCUCAGCUGAAUAUCGCUGGGAAAAGUACGGGUCUCGAUUUAUGGAUAGAUCGAGUAAAUGAAGCUCCCGACAGCGGCACAGAACAUGACUUUGCGAUGUUCCUGUCCCAACAGAUGGCAAAGACGCGUAUUUCCGACCUGAGAAUCUUCCCCGCGUCACAACCUGCCGGUGCUAAUGGAUUUAACAAAUCUUCGUCGCAUACAACGAAUCAUCUGUUGCAAGACUCACCCUACCAGUCACCAUCACCACAUCCAGCAAGUGUCCAAUGCCUGAACGGCUGUGAAUCAUUUCUAAACGAUUCCCCUGCGGCCAUGUGUGCGAACAUUCCUGAACCGUCUCCACCGGACCGCACCGACUCACCCAUCGGCUCGCGAAAUCCGAGUCCGUCUCCGGAGAGCGGCAGAGACGACCCUGUGUCUCCGCGGACCGUCAGUCACCUGGCGGAGGUGGUUUCCGCCGCACUGGCAGCCCAGUGUUCCAGCCGCGAGCCGGGCCUGCGCCGCAGUCACGCCGAGCAGGGCUGGUCACCGGGCGAGCCGCGGUCCCCGGGUCCGUCCGAGUCCGGCAGCGCAGACGGACGGUACGACGGCUCGCAGAUCCGCUACAGCCAGGCAGACACAGUGCCGUGCUCCCCGAACGGCAGGCCCGACUUCCUGACCCGUGUGUUCAGUGGACGAACCGAGUCUGAGGCCGCGAGUCUGGCGGGGGCGGACACUCAACUGUCGUGCCAGACAGCAGAAGAGAUGGGUCCGUCAAGUCGCGCCGAAAUCGAGCUAAACGUAUGUACUAUCGUGCCAAACGUAUCCACUCCAAUACUGAGCAUUCGUCCGUCAAGCCCACGUAUAGAGGAUGCUCGGUUUUCGGAGACCGGUGCUGACGAGCCAACGUCGGUCAUCCCGCCUAGUUCGGCGGAGACUCAGCAGAGCCUUUUGGGCCGCGAGGAGAGAGCUCUGUCGCGCGACGAGUCGGGGUCGGACAGUGCGACCCAUCGGUCGGACCAGUCCGGACUGAGCGGCUACAUCGGCCGACUGGUGGACGGCCUGGAGGGCUCCCCGCCCUCACGGCAGGGACGGGACACCGCCGACGCCACGGGUGAACCACUGCUGGGCGUCGGCGGCGCACAUACGAUCAGCGGCGAGAUACCAUACGCUGGAGAGCAAUUUCCGCCCACCGAGUCGGAGGAGCCGUCGCCCCGGUCGCCCAUCCCGCCGCUGUGCCACGAGCAGCGGCUGCAGCUGCUGCUGGCGAGCGGGCUGGACACGGUGUCCGACCGCGGCGCGGCGGCACACGCCACGCCGACCGCGUCGCAGGAGGUGGAGAUCGUUGCCGACCUCGGCCCCAGCGCGGGCUCCGCGGUGUCGGCGUCAGUCACCGUCUCCCGGCCGACUGGCGAGCGGUCCGGGCCGGCGCAGAGCACCCAGCGGGACCCGCUGACGCCGCCGGCGGCGCUGGAGGAUGGGCUCGGCACCUGCGGUCUGUCCCCGGUACUGGAGGAGGAAGAGCCGUCUCCGUCAGUGGCCGCUGUGUCUGAGUUUAACACGGACCAGUCACGCUCGGAGACGGACAGCGAUGUGCUCAACGAUGCCAGGCUCCUGUCGCUGACGGCAGACAGCUCGUCGGACCCGCCUGCUCUGGCCGCUGCCAGCUCGUCGGACCCGCCUGCCCCAGCCGCUGCCCCUACUCCUGCCGUUCCCGUUGCAGACUUUCAGGGAAACGCAAUCACCGGAGACCAGGGUAGAACGAGCCAUCGCGAGGAAGCUCAGAGCAGCGACGAAUCGGAUGGUGUGCGUGAAACGCGUACAGAGUCGGAUCAGUCAUGUGGGUAUGUGACAGACGAGUGCGCCGGUGACCUUUUCUCCGGCGAGAGUGAGAGUGACUACAGCUGCUCCCCGAGUGAUACGGAGUCGGACCGAGCGGAUAUUGUCCCUCCGGUGCCGGCCGACUCGCUGUCCCGUCCGUCUGGAGGCGCUUCGGUGCCACGAGACUCGAGCGCGGCCUCCCGGUGCGUGUUGGCCGGCUCCGCUCGGGAUGACGAGUCGCCCGCCGUCGCUGAGGCGACUGCUCCCCUGGACCUCUCUCCGUUCAGACCCUGUGUCGCCACUGACCCUGCCCCGGCGGCUGCAGUCCAACCAGCAGCCCUCUGUUCGGAUCAACCGCUGGACGAAACAAAGUGCACCAUACCGGUCAACGUCAGUGCCAACCCGGGGACCGACGCGGGACACAGCAGCCCGGGAUCAAACACAGACUCCCCGGCCUGCGGUCAGGGCAGUCCGGCCGGUGACCCUGCCGACCGGGAGCCGCCGAGCCCGUCGCUCAGUCUGGGCAGCGGUUCAGUGGCGAGUGGCGGCCGCUCUCCGGCCCGGCCCGCCGCCGCAAUGCCCGACAGUCCCGGCUCGGAGGUCAGCUCCGAGGGGCUGGCAGCCAGCCGCAGCAGCGAGGAUCUUUUCCUGGGAGGCGCCGGUCCGCCGUCCCCGCUGGCAGCAGAGGAGGGCCUGCCCGUGUGCGCCACCCAGCCGUUCCGGCCCUCGCUCGGUCUCGGCCCCGCUGGAGAUGGCGGCUGGCUGGCAGACAGGCAGGACGCUCGUCGGGCGCGGCGCGGCUGGCCGACCGUCUCACCAGCCGCCCCUCAGUCCCGGACGUUGCCCUCGGGUGAUACUGAAGAUGCUGAACACACCAACGAUGCACCGUAUGUCCUGGACACCGACACUGGAAGAUCGUUUGCUGGGAGCGGCGGCCAGGUGCCAGCGGUGGAGGCAGCCGUACCGUCGGAGGCCGGCUGCGGUCCGACACCCGCUGCGAGCGGCAACUGUGGCACCGGGACUGACGACACGGGCUCCUCGGGCUCCCACCGGCAGCACCGGGCCGCCGCACUGACUCCAGCUGAUCUCCGGAACAGCGCGGCACACCACGGGCGCGGCGUCGGGUCCGGCAGUGAUGGUCCGAUGUCGUCCAGCGUCACCGGGCCUGAGGACAGGUCCCCGGUGGCCGCGGACACACGGCAGCAGAUCCUUCUAGCCAGAGCGGCCACGGUGCCGCCGUGCGCCGUCUCUGAGUGUGCUGCGGCGCCGCGACUCGGCACUGCCGGCAGCGUUGCGCGCUCAGCGGCCGAGGGCGCCGCCCUGCCGCCCGGCGGCCGCGGCGGCGGAUCGACAGCCUGCUUCCCCAGCCGGCCCGGACUGGUCGCAGAGAGGGCCCCGGCGGACCACAGCGCCGUCCGGCCGGCCGGCGGCGGCAGCGACUCGGCGCCGCGGCAGCCCGCCGAGGCGGCCACACCGGAGCCCGAUGGAGCCGACACGGCGCUGGGGCUGAGCGCCGACGGCUGCGGCGGCGGCGCGGGGCCGGCUGAGCCGCCGGAGGGCGCGCGGAUGCCGCCCCCGCUGCCGUCGCCGGCCGCUCGGACCCGCACCAUUCGAGUGGGCCUGUCACGGCGCGCUCUUCUGAGACCGUUGCACAGGCGGCCGAACAACUGAACAGGCGCUGUCGGCGGCCGGGACCAGUGUGGGGUCUCUGGGGUCAGUUCUGCACCUUCGGAGGCAGAACGUGGUCUGGUGUCCUCGGAGCUCAUCUCUGGUGGCCUCGCAAUACUUAUGUUGACGGUUGACCCAUCAGGAGGUGUUCCGGUUGAAAGCUAUAUAAGGAUUGGGCUUACGAGCUAUCGUUAAUGUCUGUUGGAUUUGAUUAUGUAGAUCUGUACGAAAUAUCUAUUUACAUCGUUUUAUUAAUUUGCUCAAUUGUUCUACAUUCCCGACGGCAGGUUAAUGAUCAUGUGUCCGACAUAGGUACUUAUUUCGUUACUUCAUAUAACUAUGUCUUGUUCAUAAUGCAUUCCGGUUGUUGAGUUAACAUAGUUUAUUUUUACAUAGACAUCAGUUACGUGCCGUGUAAACUGUAAUACUAGUGGUAGUGCCGUUAGGUAGUCAGUCGAGCAAUGGCUGCCUCUUGUAUUGGCAAUGGUGGCUGUGACCCAACGGCCAACAGUCUACAUUAUCUUAAUUUUCGAUGUUUCAAAUAAAGUUACAGCUCUCAGGAACAUAAA
Messenger RNA from Amphibalanus amphitrite, 4992 nucleotides. Its product is annotated as nascent polypeptide-associated complex subunit alpha, muscle-specific form-like. The transcript has 4 exons. The coding region runs from base 161 to 4426 and encodes 1421 amino acids. The record is from RefSeq and is a predicted model, not a curated record. Lineage: Eukaryota; Metazoa; Arthropoda; Thecostraca; Balanomorpha; Balanidae.